Aplysia californica (California sea hare) is the source of this 2469-nucleotide messenger RNA. Its product is annotated as tyramine beta-hydroxylase. Bases 496 to 1857 code for a protein of 453 amino acids. Gene Ontology annotation, molecular function: dopamine beta-monooxygenase activity; copper ion binding. NCBI's taxonomy places the organism in Eukaryota, Metazoa, Mollusca, Gastropoda, Aplysiida, Aplysiidae. The transcript has 9 exons. The record is from RefSeq and is a predicted model, not a curated record.
UUUCUGUUGACAUCCACCCGCUUGACCUUAUGCAGUUGCGAGCGCCAAAAAAACCUUAUUAAAAAUAAACUAAACUCUCCCCAGAUGGGGAUUUCGAAGUCCAUAAAAAUAGUCGAAUUCUCUCUAUAUCUACCUUAAUGUACAAGAAAUCUUUUUUGAUUACGGGGUUUUUGUAGUUAUGGAACUCACACGUUGAGAGUCAGGAUUGUUUUUAUCCAGAGAAGACGGAAAUCGAACUCACAGGAGAUACCGCUUCUGAUGGACGAGUGGCUUGUUUAAAACGUUAAUACUCUUGCUGCUGUUGUUGUUCCUGCUGCUGCUGUUGCUGCUGCUGCUGCUGCUGCUGCUGCUGCUGCUGCUGUUGUUGCUGUUGCUGCUGUUAAAUAUGACAGUGGGGAUAUCAAGUGUGCUAGUUACUAACGGUAUGAAAACAACAACACCGUGUACUGCAUUCUAUUUCCAGAUACGUUACCACAGUACAGAGAACAUAAGUACAUGUAUUUGACGAUGCCGCUGGCAAGAACAACAACGACAACCGGUGUGUUACUGUUACUGGCUCACCUGGUGACCUUGGUGACCGUUCAAGGUCAAAACAACUGUAAUGUCCUCCGAGAGCCGGGUGUGAUGCACAUGGACCUGAGGCUUCCAAAAACAGAAGUACCGACCGACCUCACGACGUACGUGUGCCACUCACUUAAGCUACCUGUCAGUUUGACGGAGACAUAUUACGCCAUAGGUUUCGAGCCACUCAUCAGAAGCCCGGACAUCAUGCAUCACAUGAUCUUGUUUGGUUGUCCAGAUCCGGUCAACGAAUCCACACCCCACAGGUGUGGAGGGGCAGAUAACCAAUGCCGCAGUUUCCUGGUGCAGUGGUCCAUGGGCAUCGAUGGGCCCAUCUGCUCCCCACCAGACACUGGUAUUCGGUUUGGGCUCAAUUCCAUCCAGUCGAUGGCACUGCAGAUUCAUUGGAAUAACGCCAACCGUACUAGUAAUCUAACAGAUACAUCUGGCGUCAGGGUAUUUUUCACGCAAAAGCCACAGCGUUAUGACGUCGGCAACGUUCAAGUCGGUCAGAAUGACCUGGAAAUUCCUGGAGGAAGAAGUCGCGUUGAGCAGAAGGGCAGCUGCAGUUCUGGGUGCACCAAGGAAUGGCUGAAGGAGCCUAUCUACUUAACCCGGGGCCACAUCCACAUGCACUAUCUGGGUGACGGCGGAGUGCUAGAGGUGGUGCGGGGCGGUAAGGUGGUGAGUGAGGCUAUACGAGACGAGCACUUUGACUAUAACACUCCUCCCGCUCACUACUUUAACCCUCCCGUGGAGGUGAGACCAGGGGACGAGAUGAGACUGACCUGUUUCUUCAACAGUCGAGACGGACCGAGGAGCAGGAAUAGAACCGUGUAUUGGGGAGAAGGUUCCGAUGGCGAGAUGUGCUACGCUUUCCUCACCUACUACCCCAAAGUCCAGGGCUUUGACCAGUGUAUACAGUUUGACCGUUACGACAUCUGCUCUCCCACAGGAUUCGCGGCGCUGGGCGAGUGUACGUUCCCGGGGUUCAUCUACUCCUAUAAGGAGGGCAUGUCUAAGGAGAUCCUCAAGAACUGUCUGGUGACCAAAGACGACGACACGCCGACAACCAACUUUAACCCAACCAGCAUCGACCUCAGGAAGGGCACACAGCGCGGGAAAGGGAAACUCUGCUCGGCGAAAUGCGACAUUGCCAUCAGGGAACUCACCGACCACCCAUGCAUGCAGGGCCGGUUGGGAAAACAGGCAAGGCGAGUCCACCUACCUCCAAUCCCAAGCUGGGCACAAGUGAGGGUCACCCUGGACAGUCAGGCUCGCUACUGCAGGGACUGAUUGAUAAAUGUUUCGAAUACGGCACUUCUGAAAGACUAAUGUCAGUUCCAGUAUUCACGAUCUCAUUCUUGGCCAAACCAAACACUUUUACAUUCCAAAGACUGAGAGAGGUUUACUUUUUUUUCUUCAUUUUUUUCUCGGAGAAGCUGAAUAUCUCUGCUCAACACAAAUAUAGGCAAAUGCCCUGCUGCCAAAUCUGGUUACAACAUUCAUUGUGUCAUAAAUAGAAGCAAAAAACAAAAAAGCUCUUUAGAAGGGAAAAGGAGUUAUUCGGGUACUGCUUAUCAAAGACUUUACUUUUAUCCGCCGCUUAUACCCCUUUGGGUGUCGCAGGAAGAAAGAGAUGUCUCUCUGCCACCAGCCGGAGAGCUUGGGUCAGGCGGAUGCCAUGAGUUGUUAGUGUUUUCCUGACUCCAUCUAUCCAGGUCUUUCUCGGUCGCCCUCUAGCCCUGUUGCAAUUGAAUUUUUUUAUAUAGGCUCGUUGUGCUAGAUGGUGUGUUGGUAAUUGCAUGAGACGUCCGAACUAAUCAAAGACAAACCCCAUAAUUUUUAUGUAAAACUAAUUUACAACCAGCAAGUGUUAUGCCAAAUUAAAAUAAAUAAAAAUAAUAU